AUGACCACAAGAAACUGCCGCCUGCUCCUCAGUAAAUGCGCGACCCUAAAGGAACUCCAACAAAUCCAUGGCCGAUCCGUCGUCGAAGGCCUCCACCCCCACCGCCAAUUUAUCUCCUGCCAGAUCCUCAACGCCUACGCCCGAUUUGGCCAUGCCAAUGAUGCCCGUAGCCUCUUCCGCGAGAUCCCCAUCCCCGACAUCGUCUCCACCACUAGCCUCAUGUCGCUCUGCGUUCGAUCCGAUGACCACCUCGGAGCCGUCUCCUUGUUCUCUGGAAUAUUGUGCUCUGGUGGGCCGCCGGAUGGCUUCGCCGUUGUUAGCGCCCUCUCCGCUUCAGGCCGGAUGGGCGAUGUCAGAAUCGGUAGGACGGUUCAUGCUAUGGUCUAUCGAUGGGGGUUGGGCGGCGAGACGGUCGUUGGCAAUGCGUUGAUAGAUAUGUACUGUAGAAACGGAAGGAUUGAGUUGGCUCGUAAGGUUUUCAGUGAAAUGGUUGUGAGAGAUUCUGUAACGUGGAGCAGCAUGCUUCAUGGGAAUAUGAAACACAUUGGAUUGGAAUCAGCAUGCCAGUUAUUUGAUGAAAUGCCGAUGAAGGACACGAGUUGCUGGACAGUGAUGAUCACUGGUCAUGUGCAAGCAAAGCAUCCGGUCCGGGCGCUACAGCUGUUCCUUCGGAUGAAAUCAGAGGGGCACAUUCCCACUCCAAUCACGCUGGUGGGAGUUCUCUCGGCUUGUGCCGAUAUUGGAGCACUAGACCUUGGACGCACGGUACAUGCAUAUAUCAACAAGAUAAAUGUUGAUGCUGAUGUUCCUGUCUAUAAUGCAGUGGUAGAUAUGUACUCGAAGAGUGGGAAUGUUGGAAUGGCCUACCAAAUUUUUGAUGAGAUGAUCUACAAGGACGUUUUCACAUGGACCACAAUGAUUUCUGGUUUAGCAGCUCAUGGAGAUGGAUAUGGAGCCAUGAAAGUGUUCUCCAAGAUGUUAGAUUCUGGAGUUCUCCCAAAUGAAGUCACAUUUGUAGGUGUUUUGUCAGCAUGCAGCCAUUCUGGGAUGAUACAUGAAGGUAGAAAAUGGUUUGGCAGAAUGAAGUCAAUCUUCAAUUUAUCUCCUCAGCUAGAGCACUAUGGAUGCAUGAUUGAUUUGUUAGGGCGAGCUGGAUUGCUAAGCGAAGCAAAGUCGCUCAUCGAAAAGAUGGACACAGAACCAGAUGCCAUCAUUUGGCGAUCUCUGCUUAGUGCAUGCCUAGCUCACAGUGAUGCUCAUUUAGCUGAGGUUGCAGGGAAGGAGAUAAUUAGAAAAGAACCAGAGGAUGAUGGCGUCUAUGUGCUGCUGUGGAACAUGUAUGCCUCAUCGAACAGAUGGGAAGAAGCCUUGGAGAUGAGAAAGAAGAUGUGGAACAGGAAGGUGGUCAAGCAACCUGGAUGUAGCUGGAUUGAGGUGGAUGGAUUUGUCCAUGGAUUUCUAGUAGAAGACAGGACACAUCACCUUCGAAGUGACAUAUAUGUUCUCUUGGAAGGGAUGGCCAAGCAACUCAAGAUGGAUAGCAAUAUCUCCAUAUUCGAUGAAAGUGACCCAGGUGAUUUUUUUCUGGACCCAGAGCUAUUCAUUUAG
Messenger RNA from Musa acuminata subsp. malaccensis (wild Malaysian banana), 1608 nucleotides. RefSeq names its product pentatricopeptide repeat-containing protein At2g22410, mitochondrial-like. The record is from RefSeq and is a predicted model, not a curated record. Gene Ontology annotation, molecular function: RNA binding; protein binding. Gene Ontology annotation, cellular component: intracellular membrane-bounded organelle. Gene Ontology annotation, biological process: RNA modification. Lineage: Eukaryota; Viridiplantae; Streptophyta; Magnoliopsida; Zingiberales; Musaceae.